Chlorocebus sabaeus (green monkey) is the source of this 2717-nucleotide messenger RNA. The record is from RefSeq and is a predicted model, not a curated record. Lineage: Eukaryota; Metazoa; Chordata; Mammalia; Primates; Cercopithecidae.
UAAAGAAGCUCCCCCGCCCCCUCGCCGCCGCCGCCGCCGCCGCCAGCGCUGCCGCUGCUGCUGCACUCACGGCGGUUGCCCGCGCCUCAGAGUUACCAAUUUAUUCUUGAGACUCCUCUACUCUCGUCAUCUGACGUCAUGGUUGAACUUCAGGAUAUUCAGCUCACAGAGAUCAAACCACUUCUAAAUGAUAAGAAUGGUACACGAAACUUCCAGGACUUUGACUGUCAGGAACAUGACAUAGAAACAACUCAUGGUGUGGUCCACAUCACUAUAAGAGGCUUACCCAAAGGAAACAGACCAGUUAUACUAACGUAUCAUGACAUUGGCCUCAACCAUAAAUCCUGUUUCAAUGCAUUAUUUAACUUUGAGGAUAUGCACGAGAUCACCCAGCACUUUGCUGUCUGUCAUGUGGAUGCUCCAGGCCAGCAGGAAGGUGCACCCUCUUUCCCAAAAAGGUAUCAGUACCCCACAAUGGAUGAGCUGGCCGAAAUGCUGCCUCCUGUUCUUACCCACCUAAGCCUGAAAAGCAUCAUUGGAAUUGGAGUUGGAGCUGGAGCUUACAUCCUCAGCAGAUUUGCACUCAACCAUCCAGAGCUUGUGGAAGGCCUUGUGCUCAUUAAUGUUGACCCUUGCGCAAAAGGCUGGAUUGACUGGGCAGCUUCCAAACUCUCUGGCCUGACAACCAAUGUUGUGGACAUUAUUUUGGCUCAUCACUUUGGGCCGGAAGAGUUACGGGCCAACCUGGACCUGAUCCAAACCUACAGAAUGCAUAUUGCCCAAGACAUCAACCAAGACAACCUGCAGCUCUUCUUGAAUUCCUACAAUGGACGCAGAGACCUGGGGAUUGAAAGACCCAGACUGGGCCAAAAUGAUUACAAAUCAAAAACACUAAAGUUUUCUACUUUACUGGUGGUAGGGGACAAUUCGCCUGCAGUUGAGGCUGUGGUCGAAUGCAAGCGCCUGAACCCUGUAAAUACAACUUUGCUAAAGAUGGCAGACUGCGGGGGACUGCCCCAGGUAGUUCAGCCUGGGAAGCUCACCGAGGCCUUCAAGUACUUUUUGCAGGGAAUGGGCUACAUACCAUCUGCCAUCAUGACUCGGCUCGCCCGAUCACGAACCCACUCAACCUCGAGUAGCCUCGGCUCUAGAGAAAGUCCCUUCAGCCGGUCUGUCACCAGCAAUCAGUCAGAUGGAGCUCAAGAAUCCUGUGAGUCCCCUGAUGUCCUGGACAGACACUAGACCAUGGAGGUGUCCUGCCAAGCAGAUGCUCCUCCCCUGGACCAUUGCAAGUCCAUCUUUCUUCAAAUGACCACUCCAUAAUAAAACAUUUCAUCCAUGUAAAAAAAAAAAAAGAAGUCUAAAGAAAACCUUCAUUGACUCAGGGGACAUAAUACAAAUUAUGGUGACCUGCAUAUAAAACCUGGCACCAAAUUUGGCCUUUGGGAACAUUUAUGUAUAAAAAUAUGCAUUAAAAUCCGCACCAGGGCACAGUGCAGAACUGACAGCCCCGACAGGAGUGACCACAAAGGCAUAUGUGGUAGGUGGACACAAGGAGUCCUUGGUCCUCCCAGCCUCAGGGUGAGCCCUGAAUGAGAAUGGCCUACUCCAAAGAGAGGUCAGAAGGCAGAACCCCUGUGAGCACCAAAAUGCCACAAGCCUGGUGUGAAACAAAAACGGUGCUGGGAAGGACAGGGGAGAAGGUCGUCUUUCUUCCCCUUGUCUCUGGGCUCUGCCCACUAUUAGAAGAUUCUGGCUCUCUGCUAGACAAACCAUCUUUGAUUUACCUUUAGAGGAACUUUUGCAAUUUUCAAACAUGUUUUUUUUCCCAAGUAAACCAAUCAAUUUGAACUCAAGGUUCCAUAUCAUAAUUAGCUUGAUCUGAAAGAUUAAGAACUAGUUCUUACAUCAUUUUCUGUAGAAUGGCUAAAAUCACAACAGAAAACAAUGAUGACCGCUUCCAAUCUAUUUUAGUCCUGGAUCAAAUGCAACUGAGCAAUUCUGGCCCAGAAAUUACACUUCACAGACAAUGCAAUGAAACGCAGUCAGGAUAAAUGCUGGAAUUGCCCCAUUCUGAGUGUGACCUCACUGAAGCCCUCAACUAUCCACAAAGCCCCGGGGAGAGGCAGGGUCAAUACUGCACAUCUGUCUUCAAGAAUGAAGACACAGCCCCUUCACUGGCGGGGCUGAUCACUCUGGCUGAACAGAGCUCAAGACUGUUUGUCCACUGGCUAUUCAUUCACUGGGUCCCUGCUCUGCCCAUCCUGUGGCUCUGUGGAAAGUGGCAGCUGUCCCUGACUCGCUGCUAAGCUGUUGCUCAAACAGUCUGGCUCCACAGAUGGGAAACACACAAAUGGGAACACCAUAGAGGUGGAGAGGUGGAGGGUGGGCAUGGGGAGCAUCAGAAGAUGCAAUUGGGAGGAAAAGCCCUGUGGGCUUUGAGUAUCCCACAAGAAUGGCAGUGCCUCUACCGUUUCAGGGCUCCUGAGAGUUACUGAAAGGGCUGGGAGUCCUUGACAUCACUCUAGUAGAUUCAACAAAGGGAAAACAGCCACCCUACUGAUUUCUAUCCAAAGGCAGUGAUUUUCUCAGUUGCCUCCAGGGUGGUUUUUUUUUCCCCUCCCAGUCCUUGGCAUGUCUUGCUGCAGGGUAAUCUGACACUUUUCCUCAACUGUGGCAAUAAGUGAAAGGAGAGAGGAACAAAAGCAUCUGAAUCA